Messenger RNA from Branchiostoma belcheri (Belcher's lancelet), 1796 nucleotides. Its product is annotated as probable serine carboxypeptidase CPVL. Gene Ontology annotation, biological process: proteolysis. The coding region runs from base 174 to 1619 and encodes 481 amino acids. Gene Ontology annotation, molecular function: serine-type carboxypeptidase activity. Lineage: Eukaryota; Metazoa; Chordata; Leptocardii; Amphioxiformes; Branchiostomatidae. The transcript has 13 exons. The record is from RefSeq and is a predicted model, not a curated record.
GUCUACACUAGCGGGACCGGUCUCAGAUACACAAGUUACUAUAAACUGCCAGCGUCUUGACAUCAACCAAGCUCAAGUUGCAUCAACUGAAGUGGUCACGGCCAGACCAGGUGGGCGUGGAAACGUUACUAAGGUUUUCCUGUAAACCCUGUUAAGACUGUCAGAAGAAGAAGAUGAUGCAGGGACUUAGACACAGUUUCGUGCUUCUUGUGGCGAUCCUGGUAUCCCAGAAGGCCGCAGGGCUCGGACGGAGUCGUGGCGGCCCGUUCCGUGCCAUGUUUCCCAGGGUGCACCACGAUAUCCAGCCCGGUCAGGACUACGGAGACCCGCUCUUCCUCACUCCUUAUUUGGAACAGGGCAUGGCGGAGAAAGCCCGAACGCUGAGUGAGGUGAACCUCCCAAACACGACAGUCAACAGCUACUCCGGCUACCUGACUGUCAACAAAACCGACAGCAGUAAUCUCUUCUUCUGGUUCUUCCCUGCACUGUCUGACCCAGAGAAUGCUCCCGUGCUGCUGUGGCUUGAGGGAGGGCCGGGUGCAACGUCCAUGUACGGAGUCUUCACCGAGACGGGGCCAUUCUACAUCACUCAGGACGCUCAGUUGAUGAAUAAAAAGGUGACCUGGGCUUCAGCAUACUCCAUGCUGUACAUAGACAAUCCUGUGGGCACAGGGUUCAGCUUCACCAAGUCUGAUGCUGGAUUCGCCACAAACCAGGGAGAAGUUGCAGAUAACCUGUACAAUGCGUUGCUUCAGUUUUACCAGAUCUACACUGAUUUCCACAAGAAUGACUUCUAUAUCACCGGAGAGUCCUAUGCAGGGAAGUAUGUUCCGGCGCUGAGCUACAAGAUCCACAUGGAAAACCCGACAGCCAAGUUCAAGAUCAACUUUAAAGGCAUGGCCAUCGGAGAUGGUCUGUGUGAUCCGAUAAAUCAAUACCCAGCCCUGCCAGCCUUCCUGUAUAACACAGGCUUGUGUGAUGAAAAUCAGGCUAAAGUAGUCAGCGCUGCUGUGACUUUGAUGCAGAAACUGAUCAGUGACAUGCAGUACAUGGAAGCCUUUAAGACGUUUGAUGAACUCCUGAAUGGCGACGUAUAUCCGUACCCUUCCUACUUCUACAACAUCACCGGUGGGACCAACUACUUCAACUACCUCAGGACUGUGGAGCCUCCUGAACAGGAGUACUUUUGGAAGUACCUGGCCAGACCUGAGGUCAGGAAGGCCAUCCAUGUCGGUAACCUUACCUUCCAUGACGGGUCAGAGGUCGAGAAACACCUGCUGAGUGAUGUCAUGAAGUCUGUUGCACCCUGGGUAGCUACCAUUAUGGAGAACUACAAGGUGUUGAUAUACAACGGCCAGUUGGAUGUGAUUGUUGCUGGGCCACUGACGGAAAACUUCCUGUGGAGCCUUCCCUGGUCCGGACUGCAGCAGUAUCAGAAGUCGGACAGGACUGUGUGGAAGAUUAACCCUUCAGACACCGAGGUGGCCGGCUUCGUCAGACAGGUCGGAAACUUCUACCAGGUGAUUGUCAAGGGUGGGGGCCAUAUUCUUCCUUUCGACCAACCAGAGCGCGCCUUUGACAUGAUUGACAGAUUUGUGUCAGGCAGAGGUUUCCAAUGACAGCCUGGGGACCAAUCAGAAAAGAGCUCUCACAUGAUUGAUGUUUUCUUGAGGAGAAAUACUUUAUAAUGACAAUUUUCAAAAGUCUUCAAUCAAAUAUAUACACAUGUUGACAUAAAAUUACGAUGAAUGUCAUUAUUUUAGUGCACAAACCUGCUGUUUUGAAAUAAAGGCAAG